Molecule: messenger RNA, 2756 nt
Organism: Carcharodon carcharias (great white shark)
Lineage: Eukaryota; Metazoa; Chordata; Chondrichthyes; Lamniformes; Lamnidae
Product: tumor necrosis factor receptor superfamily member 5-like
Exons: 9
Coding region: 333-1199 (288 amino acids)
Biological process (GO): positive regulation of T cell migration; positive regulation of cytokine production involved in immune response; negative regulation of alpha-beta T cell proliferation
Cellular component (GO): external side of plasma membrane
Molecular function (GO): protein binding
Source: RefSeq, a predicted model, not a curated record
AUCACCCAUCUUUAAAUUGCCGUUGAGGAGGUGAUGUUGGGCCUCUUUCUUGCAAUGCUGAAAUCCAUGUGGUGUUGGAUCCAGUACACUACUGCGAAGUUCCAUGGGAUGUUUUACUGCAAAAUGAAAGUUGUUGUCUCGUCAUGACACAACUUCCAAUGGGAAUUAAAAGUUGGCACCUCUGUUGUAAUACACUGGAGUAUCAGGCGAGAUGAUAUGCUCAAAUGGGGGUUAUAUAUUGGUUUAAGGGAAACAGAUAAGGUUACACGAAAUGCUACUUUUUUGUUACAGAAUCUAAAGAAAUUGUUCUGGUGAUUUCCUUUGAAGUAAAUAUGAAGUUUUACUUUUUAUGGAUGUACUUCAUGCUGAUCUCCUACCGACAAGAGGUGAAGUGUUGCCAACAGUCUCAGUUUUUAUAUAACGGAAACUGCUGUGACAUGUGCCCUGCAGGCACUCAAUUGGUAGCCUACUGUGGAGCGACUCUCCAAACAGAAUGUAGGAGAUGUAGGACUGGGACAUUCACUGAUCAAAUGCAUAAUUUAAGAGCAUGUUAUCACUGUCUGUCUUGCCAUGGAGGAACAGAUACAACAGAUAUUACGUGUGAGCAGUGUCCUCCUGGAUCAUAUUCAGAUACACCUACAAUUACAAGGAAAUGCAUGCCAAUUACUGAUUGUCGUGCAUUAGGUAUGGUUGUGACAGUGGGAGCAACAAAAGCAAAAAAUGCCAAGUGCAUAUACGCAGAAGCUAUUGUUAUACCACUUGUAGUAUUAGCAAUAAGCUCCGCUGCAGGAGUUAUAUUCUGGAAUGGCCAAUGGGUGAGAUGUGAAGGGAACAGCGAGCAUGAUGGUUCAGAUAUUAUCCAGGAUGAAAUAGAAAAACAAGAAAAGACCGUGGAAAGUAAAAAGGAAAGUCAGCCAGCAAUUGAUGAACAAACUCAAACUAAGAGGGAAUCAAUUUCUACAGAACAGUCUAGUUACAAUAUGGAGGAAGAACAAACAGAACUGAGACCAUUCCCAACCUCUAACAGUAAAUAUGGCACAUUUUACGGAACUAAAAUCCCAUGGUUUCACAUGCAAAUUAAUAAGCAGUUGAUGGAGGUUGGGUGCUUGCUGGGAAAGUGGGGAUCAGGGGUGCCUGACUUCUGUCCCUUAACUCAAAUGGAUAAAAACAUCAAGCGCUCCCCGGCCACAAAUUCCUGACCAGUGCCUCCUUUCAAUACUCAAAAUUUAAAAUUGAAUGAGAAAGAGCCAGUUUGAAAAGCAUUAAUAGUAAUUCUUUUUCCAAUAACAAACUGGCCCAGAAAUUGCUGGAGUGGCGAAUCUCGUGGCAGGUGGUCUUAAUUGUAUCUUUACCUGACCGUUCACUUUGCAUUUAUCUUUAAUAUGCAAAUUGCUGGAACAUCGAAGUGAUUAUGAUGCAAUGAUGUCACUGUUGCAUCUGGGACCUCAUGAACGUGCUGCCCGAUGGCUUAUCCCACUGACAGAACCACAUGGCACCAUAAAAAGCUAAAAGCAGAUGCCUAGCUCAGUUAAGGUUCGAGAUACUCAGAGAAAAUGCCUCGAGGUGAACAAUAAUAAAAGAUUGCAGAAUCUUUGGGGUUAAGGAUCUCUGGGGUUAAGGAUCUGCGUGCCAUCCUUCAGGAAGUGGAGAGGAGGGAUGAGCAGCAGCUGGGGACUGAGGUCAAGGACUCCUUGCAAGAUUAGCAUGUUCAUACGGAGGAAGGUGGAGGAGGGUGAACAAACCCAAUAGCAUCACAGACGUUGGGGGCUGUUAGAAAAAUUAGUACGAUCUGACCACGACAGGCAGGACCCACAGCAACCUGAGAAGGUGGGAACUACAGGAGGCACUGAGGCAGUGCCUGAGGAAGAGGAGCAGAACAGGACCAGGAGGAGGAGGCUAUCUUCACCCCAGUGGGGAGGGAAUAGGGCAAAUGAAGUGGCCUAGGCACUGUGCAUCGUUAAGGUGCUAAUGUGGAGAGGAAUUAUUUGACUGCGACCAACUUCCCCACAUCACCCAAUCUGGGAACCCACCCUCCUCUCCAAUUCCUGGACCUUCUGGCUGUAUGACACAUGCACUUCCUUCCUCACAGCACAGAGGGCAUGUUUUGAAGGGACUCAUUGUCUGCGCCUGGUCCAUCAGGUAAGGAGGCACCUCUGAGAAAAGAGGGAAAUGCAUACCGAUCCCCUGGAAAAUGGGAUAGAUGCCAGGCCUGACUUAAGCAGGGCUGGUGGAGGUCGACAGGCAUCUAAGAAUGAGAAAGCGAAUGAGUGAAGAUGUCCACUACCUUUUGGGUCCAUUAACCACAACAUGAUGCUCCUCAAUCAUUUGAUAGGCCAGAAACUGGACAUCCUUUGCCAUCCUUUAAAUUAUUUGCCACAAAUACUACAGAACUGUAACUAGUGCCUGUCUCCCCUUUUAUUGCAGCACCAAAUGCUAUGGGGACAGUCCAAGGCAAAUUAGACGUGCUGCUGAGUAGUAGGAAGGCAGCAGUUCAGAGGGGCACUUCCUUACACUCCCAGGCUUGGUGGCAUGCACAAGCUUUGCAGGAUAUGGCUGCUGAGGGUGAUUCUCCAAUGAUGCAGCUGCAUGAAUCAUUGUCCAUCCAGUUCCCAGAACAACACCAUGAUGCAGAGGCACAGGGGUUUAUGGAUGUGGAGGGGCAAGGAAUAGGACAAUGCACAGCUAUUCAUUCUGAUCUGCAUUCAUUUGUUAAAUAUUGUUGCUUGAACUGUUGCACAAAAUAAAAUCACCAUUUU